Molecule: messenger RNA, 384 nt
Organism: Cryptomeria japonica (Japanese cedar)
Lineage: Eukaryota; Viridiplantae; Streptophyta; Pinopsida; Cupressales; Cupressaceae
Product: elongation factor 2-like
Exons: 2
Coding region: 1-384 (127 amino acids)
Biological process (GO): translational elongation
Cellular component (GO): cytosol; ribonucleoprotein complex
Molecular function (GO): GTPase activity; translation elongation factor activity; ribosome binding
Source: RefSeq, a predicted model, not a curated record
AUGCAUUCGGUCUGUCAGAUUUAUGCAUCUGCUCUGUCAGGUUCACGCAUUUGGUCUACUCCUGAACAGGCACUUGGAGGUAUUUACGGUGUGCUAAAUCAGAAGAGGGGCCAAGUGUUUGAGGAAAUGCAGAGAGCAGGAUCUCCGCUCUACAACAUCAAGGCAUAUUUGCCAAUCAUAGAGUCAUUUGGGUUCUCUGGCACUCUCCAAGAAGCAACUUCUGGUCAGGCUUUCCCUCAAAGUGUGUUUGAUCACUGGGAUAUGAUGGGUUCUGAUCCACUAGAGCAUGGUACUCAAGCUCAGAAGCUGGUUCUUGAUGUCCGUAAGAGAAAGGGUAUCAAGGAGAAAAUGAAGCCCUUGUUUGAGUUUGAGAAUAAGCUAUAA